UUUGGUCUGAUAUAUGGCCACACCUUGAAUGGAGGCGCGUUGGCAGUGCAGAAUCGUAUGCACACCAUGCAUGAUCCACAGUCCAUCACAAGAUGUGAUCCCACGAACCCGUCUCUGACCAUUUGAUACGAUGCAAAAAGUGCCGAAUGGGCCGCCGCAAUAUACUUGCUGUGAAUCAGCGUCACUCACACGCCAUGAUACUUCCGCUAGAUGUCAAUAUAAAAGAUUCAUCGAAGGAUCUCUCACCUCCAUGAGUUCCAUCAUCGUAUCCUCUGUUCCAGGACUUUCGCACUUGGUCGAAUGCAUCGUACGAGCAAACGUGGUAGGACCUCAGAAGGGAGCUAUUUGGCUAAACUGCAUCCAUGGGCCGCAAAGCUUAACACUCGACAUUUGGCGGGAAUCACACUAGCGCAAGUCCUUCGUGGAGGAACAUGCAGCCCCAUAAGCUUCGAGGAUUUCGAGCUCUACCUUGCUUUUAGGGAACAUUCCUUGGCAAAUCUUCAAUUUGUUGCGUGGUAUCAAGACUAUCGACGACGUUUCUCUGCACUGGAUCGCAGAUCGUCACUCAGGUAUCGAGAUGGCUCAGAAUCUAUCUCGUCACUUACAUCUUUGUCGUCGCUGCUAUCCAAUAUCAGUCAUUCCAAACACGAUCAUGUCCACUCGGAGCCUUGCAACCCUAUAUCAUUUUCACCUUCGAAGGAUCCUGAUAAACCCCUUCUAAUGCCAACACCUGUCUAUCUUCCACCUGUUCCCCUAUCAUCUUCUCCAGCUAGUAACGAUCGGGCUUUGCGGGAUGAAUGCAUGAAUGUCAUAUCAACGUUUCUGACACCUGAUGCACCCAAAGCGCUUCUGCUUGAUCCUGGACUCCGUGAUGAAGUAGUGAGAAAGCUGGCGACUAACUGCGACCCUGAUACAUUGAAACCCGUAUAUGAAGCAGUAUACUUUUACUUGGAUCGGAUAGCUCUUCCUCGAUUUUUGGCGAACUCAACACCGAAUAUCAACCUACCGAAGCAGAUUCUCUUCUACAGUCUAGGCGUCCUCUACAUCAUUGCUGCUGUUAUCAUCGCCAUCACGCUUAUUUUGUUCGUACCGGUACCUCCUCAAAACAACCGUGCAUGGCGUCUACUAGCCUUCUUUCCCAUUCGCGUUAGGCACAUCAGCGAUAUGUGCCGCAUGGCACGGCUUUUGCUCCCAACUAUGGUAUAGGCAAUCCGUGCAGCUCCACUCAUGGGAGCUCCAAGCUCCAAGCGCCAAGUCCCUUGCGUACGUGAAUUCCUUACGAGAACCAGUGGACAUGAGGAGAUGCGUGGGAUUGGUUUGCAAUUCUACUGACGGGACCUACGGACGGGGUAGCCUUCCCGUCUACAUCUUUCGAUCAGAGGAGCCGCCAAUAGAAACACAACUGCGGGGUGAUGCUCCCACCACACUUGGGAUCACCAGACCACCCGUGUUUGGACCAGAAAAGGUUGUAAAGGACCCACGCAUCUUGGCAGUGCAUCGCCAGAUGAUGCAGAAUUGUGUUAUUGUGGGAUUGGGGGCUU
Messenger RNA from Desarmillaria tabescens, 1541 nucleotides. RefSeq lists its product as uncharacterized. Lineage: Eukaryota; Fungi; Basidiomycota; Agaricomycetes; Agaricales; Physalacriaceae. The record is from RefSeq and is a predicted model, not a curated record. The coding region runs from base 301 to 1206 and encodes 301 amino acids. The transcript is spliced from 8 exons.